Molecule: messenger RNA, 324 nt
Organism: Staurois parvus
Lineage: Eukaryota; Metazoa; Chordata; Amphibia; Anura; Ranidae
Source: the annotation of a GenBank genome assembly
CACACAGAGGUCCUGCACAGUGAUCGGGCAGGUGUCGAGCUCUCCCAGGGAGUGCGCACAGGAAGAGCUGGUGGCCCCGUGAUCCGGAGGACACAGCAGAACACAGAUUGCUGUAUGGGACCUCUGUGUGAGUUCCGGAUCAUGUGAUCACUGAUUGUCCAAUCAGUGAUCACAUGAAUAGAAGUAAGCAAGAUGUCACUUGCUGACAUUAUUGCUUACUACUUGUGAAAUCUGUGAAUGAUCACAGAGGUCACAUGGUACAAGGCUAUUCACAACAGCCUUGUACCAUGUGACAAGCUGUGACCAAUCACAGCUCUCACAGUA